GCUCAUCAAAUCACGUUUCUCUGUGUAUUAAUCUCUGAUUUGCUAAUCUUGUAGCUUACGUGAUCGUUAAAAGAUGGCGGAUGAGGUAGCUCUGUUGAACACCUGGUCCAGCCCUUUUGGGGCACGGGUGAGAAUCGCCUUGGCCGAGAAAGGGAUCGAGUACGAGUACAAGGAAGAGAACUUGCAAGACAAGAGUCCUCUGCUUCUGAAGAUGAACCCAGUUCAUAAGAAGAUCCCCGUUUUGAUCCAUAAUGGGAAACCCAUCUGCGAAUCUCUCAUCAUUGUUCAAUACAUUGAUGAGGUUUGGAAGGAGACUUCUCCUUUGUUGCCCUCUGAUCCUCACUUCCGAGCUCAAGCCAAGUUUUGGGCUGAUUUCGUGGACAAGAAGGUUUAUGACUGUGGGAGGAGGAUUUUGUUAACAAAAGAUGGGAAAGAAGCAGGAAAGGAGUUGAUAGAAUGCUUGAAAUUGUUGGAAGGAGAGCUUGAAGAGAAACCUUACUUUGGGGGAGAGAAGUUUGGCUAUGUGGACUUGAGCCUCAUCUCCUUGUACACUUUUUUUUAUUGCUUCGAGACAUUUGGGAACUUAAGUAUAGAAGCUGAGUGUCCAAAGCUUAUUGCUUGGGGUAAAAGGUGCAUGCAGAAGGAGAGUGUGUCCAAGUCCGUUGCUGACCAAGAAAAGACCUACCACUCCUUUGAGCAGAGGAGGAAGAAAUUAGGGAUUGAGUAGAGCAAAAAGAUAGAAAAAAGAUUGUGUAU
This is a messenger RNA of Telopea speciosissima, 756 nucleotides long. RefSeq names its product probable glutathione S-transferase. Gene Ontology annotation, molecular function: glutathione transferase activity. The coding region runs from base 74 to 727 and encodes 217 amino acids. Gene Ontology annotation, cellular component: cytoplasm. The transcript is spliced from 2 exons. The record is from RefSeq and is a predicted model, not a curated record. Lineage: Eukaryota; Viridiplantae; Streptophyta; Magnoliopsida; Proteales; Proteaceae. Gene Ontology annotation, biological process: glutathione metabolic process.